Coffea eugenioides is the source of this 813-nucleotide messenger RNA. RefSeq names its product zinc finger BED domain-containing protein DAYSLEEPER-like. Gene Ontology annotation, molecular function: DNA binding. Bases 1 to 813 code for a protein of 270 amino acids. Lineage: Eukaryota; Viridiplantae; Streptophyta; Magnoliopsida; Gentianales; Rubiaceae. The record is from RefSeq and is a predicted model, not a curated record. The transcript has a single exon.
AUGAAUCCAGGAAACACGAUGACUAAUCCGAUUACACAAAGUACUGCUUUGGGUAAUAUACAAGAAGGACAACAAGCUGUGGUUGUUGACGAUAACAAUACAGAAGGAGAAAAGGAUAAAUUAGAUGAAGAUGAUGAAUUCCAUAUUCCAAAACGAAAUAAAACUUCUGAAGCUUGGGAGGACUUCAACGAAUUUGAAGAAAAUGGCAAUUACUAUGCCAUUUGCCGUUACUGCAAUAAAAAGCUAUCAAGGGGUAAAUCAAAGCAAACAUCUAGCAAGUGGCGGCACCGGAAGUCAUGUCCAUCUAGAAAAGCAAGUUUAAGACAAGCUGCACAACAAACGAAACUAAACUUUCAGCCGGCUGAUGAUGCAUUUCCUACUGUACCACCUUUGCAUACUGGAAAAUUUGACAUGGAGAAAAUGAGAGAAGCAGCUGCACAUUGGAUUGUGAUGUACGAACAUCCCUUCACCAUUCUUGAAGAAAAAGGUUUGAAUAUUUUCCUAAAGCGUAGCAUGUCCGAGUGGCAGAAGAUCACUAGGGGAGUAGCAAAAAAUGAUUGUAUGGCAGUCUAUGAACUUGAGAAAAAGAAGCUGAAGAGCAAGUUGAGAAAUGUGAAAAAGGUGAGCCUCACAACCGAUCUUUGGAAAUCCAAAAAUCAAAAGAUCGAAUAUAUAGUUAUCACUGGCCAUUGGAUUGACUCGGAUUGGAAGCUACAAAAGAGAGUGUUCAACUCUGUUCACAUACCACCUCCUAGACGAGGGGUUGAGAUUGCUGCUUCACUCUUCAAGUGUGUGAAGGAUUGGGGGUAUUGA